AUGUAUGAUUUUGUUGAGAAUGCUUUGAAUUCUUUGUUUUGCUAGGAAUUUAGAAAAUGCUUGUUUUCACUUUUUAAAUUCUCAUGGGGGGUGGAAGAAAAGAAAAAUAUUGAUCAAUUUUUCACUUACCAAGGCCAUCAAGUGCUAUGACAGUGAUUAUUCUUCUUAUUUUCUCACUCAAACAGCAAAAGCUGAUACAGGAACAAAUUUGAGAGAAUUUUGUGGCAAGUAAAGUCUCCCAGUGUCUUUCAGUAUCAGUGGCCAGAGGUGGAUGUUUUGAAAAUCAUGUCUGGGUUUGUGAAGAGCUUUUGCAUGACAGCAUUAGGCAGAAACCAUCUAAGAAAAUCAAGAUGCACCAUGUCCCUGAGAUGAGUAUCAGCUGUGUGACUUUGUUUUCAGCUCUUCACAUUGUGUCAGCGGUUUCACUUCCUUUAGGUGAGCACUUUUCAGAAGCUACUGCCUUUGUUAUGCAAGUGAAUCUAUUAAACCUAAUUUUAAAUGAGCAUCUAAAAUUAUAUUUUGUCUUCAAAGGUAGAGCUCUGGUCUUCCAUCAGUGCUUUAACCACAGGCCUGAAGCUUUGGAGCAGCUCCUCCCUUUCCUGCAGAAAUGGAGGGAAUAAAGUUUCCUUUAGAAAAAUGUCAUAUCAAAAUGUUCCUGGUUACAGCAGUCUUGUGUUGUUACCACUGUGUGGACACUGAUAGGAGAGUUCAUAAAUAGCUUUUGUGGUAUUCUCUAUCUUAGUGUGGCCAAACAUGCUGCAGUGGAAACGCUGUAAUAGCAGAGGGGAAGGAAAGAGUGUUGCCUUAACUGGUGUGCAACACAUGCAGGCAAGCCCUUAGCUGUUUUUCCCUUGUAAUUUACAUAUCUCCUGAGUGUUGAGAGUCACACAAUUUCAGUCUCCAAUUCUAAUUAACGUGAAGGAAAGAAAGGAUGGGAUGAACAGCACCAUCAAGUCUCUCAGCAAUUGAUUGUAUGAUAUAAGGUGGAAAGACAUGACAUGAAUACCCUGAGUUUACCACUUAACAUCCGCCGUGGAGGUUCUGAUACCAACCUGAACUUUGAUGUACCAGAUGGGGUCCUAGAAUUUCAUAAAGUCAAACUCAAUGCAGAUAGCUUGAAACAGAAAAUCCUCAAGGUUACAGAGCAAAUCAAGGUUGAACAAACAGCUCGAGAUGGAAACGUGGCUGAGUAUUUGAAACUGGUGAACAGUGCAGACAAGCAACAGGCUGGGCGCAUUAAGCAAGUCUUUGAGAAAAAGAACCAGAAAUCUGCCCACUCCAUUGCCCAGCUACAGAAGAAAUUGGAACAGUAUCACAAAAAGCUCAAGGACAUUGAACAAAAUGGACCUUCCAAAGCUACCAAGGAUACUUCCAAAGAUAACUUGAAAGACGUUCAACAUGGAAAGUCUCGUAGCACCGGGCACGGCACAGAGAGCAGCAAGUCGGGUGUGCCAGGUGUAUCUCUGACACCCCCUGUCUUUGUUUUCAGCAAGUCUAGAGAGUUUGCCAACCUUAUCCGAAACAAAUUUGGUAGCGCAGACAACAUUGCUCAUCUCAAAAAUACCCUGGAUGAAUUUCGGCCAGAAACGAGUUCUAGAACCUAUGGGGGCAGUGCCACCAUUGUUGCCAAACCAAAAUAUGUUAGUGAUGAUGAAUGCUCAAGUGGGACCUCUGGAUCAGCAGAUAGCAACGGGAAUACUUCCUUUAGUCCCGCUGUGGCAAGUACCCUGGACAGCCAAGGAAAGCUUUCCAUGAUUUUGGAGGAACUAAGGGAAAUCAAGGAGACACAGUCCCAAUUAGCUGAUGAUAUUGAGACUUUAAAAACCCAAUUUAAAAGAGACUAUGGCUUUAUUUCUCAGAUGCUACAAGAGGAAAGAUAUAGAUAUGAAAGAUUGGAAGACCAGUUAAAUGACCUCACUGACCUUCAUCAACAUGAGACAGCAAACUUGAAACAAGAGCUAGCCAGCAUAGAGGAGAAGGUGGCGUAUCAGGCCUACGAGCGAUCACGAGAUGUACAGGAAGCGUUGGAAUCAUGCCAGACCCGGGUUUCCAAACUGGAGCUCCAUCAGCAAGAACAGCAAGCACAGCAGUCUGAAACAGUUAAUGCCAAAGUGCUCCUGGGGAAGUGUAUAAAUGUUAUCCUGGCCUUCAUGACUGUCAUCUUAGUGUGCGUUUCUACUAUUGCAAAGUUCAUUGCUCCUAUGAUGAAGAGCCGUUUUCAUAUCAUCUGCACUUUUUUUGCAGUGACUCUGCUGGCAAUAUUUUGUAAAAACUGGGAUCAUAUCAUUUGUGCUAUAGAAAGAAUGAUUAUACCAAGAUGAAGCUGUUGGACUGGCUGGGUUUUUUUUUUCUUUUUUUUUUUUUUUCUUUUCUUUUUCUUUUUUUUCCCCUUUUUUCUUCCCCUCCCUGUUUUUUAAGCACUGUGUGUAUACAAAUUCUGGUGUAAAUAUAAAAAAGUAUACUUGUUGGCAGUCAGUUGCCUGUUCAAUCUGAUUUUGUCUAACUGGCUGUAUCUGUGAUGAACUGCUCACUUAAGUCAGUCUUCUGCCUUAAUCCAAAAGGUUUUCCACUUUCUAAACCCAUACCCACAAAAGAUGGUAUGAUGGUCUGGGAGGGAGCCCAGCAACUGCAAAUGUCAGGUGUGCUUUUUACUAGGCUGGAGUGCAGAGUGUGAUCAAGAGGGAGUGCCAUAAUGUGUAUCAGCUCUGCUACACUGAUAGUUAAUUUUCUCUCUGAAUCCAGCUAGAGUGAUAAGCCAAACUAUGCAGUCAUGUGUACUGAUAGUUCUAGAUUCUAAAUUAAUGAGUAUCAUUAAGUGGGAUUUUGAGUUUUCAAGACUAACAAAACUUGCUGCUUCUGCUGGUAACUUUUUGCACGGAGUUAUUGUUUGUAAAUGAGACCAGUGAUGACUAUUGACCACAGUCAGCAGUUGUUCUGUCCUGGCACUGUUCCUUAUCUCAUUUGCGAAACACAUACAUUUGGCAUAAGACUCCCAAAGAUGGCCUGAAUUGAAUUAUAAGAUCCACAGGCCACUUUGUAAAGGAGUUAAGAAGCAAGUAACUGCUAGGUGAGUUGUCAUACAUACCAAAGCCCUCACUUGUUCAAGCCCUGCAACCUGCAUGGGAAAGAAGUACACAGAGCAGCAACACUGAGGUUAGCCUUUGUUAGCACUGAUUUGUUGGGGUGUUCUGACUGAAUGCAAAGCAUACAGGUGGUGGGACCCUGGGUACAGUGGAUUUCUUUCUUCUGUCAGAUUAAAGAAUGUGGCAGAAACAUGAGGAAACAACUUCUUAGGGGGAGCAGGGAGUUAAACUUCUGUAAAUAUAGGAACUGUAGACACUCUCAACAAACAUUCCUGAAAACAAUGUAUUAACGUGCAGUAUCACUACUAGGAGGCAGGGUUGGGUUUGUUUUCCCACUGGAAUUUAUUUUGCUUGAUUUAAUAACUGAAAAAAAAAAAAUUCCUGAAAUCAGCUUGGGUUUCAGCCAUGAUGUGAAACAAGAUCUUUAUUAAAAACAAACAAACAAACAAACAAACCCACAAAACAAACCACCACAACCAGAAUUCUUCUCCACUCUCCGUUAAGUGAACAAACUGUGUCUCCGAUUAUUUGAUGUUCAGUGUUAGUAACUGUGAAAAUAAUAGUCAUUACAUAUUUUCUUUUCAGUUGCAGUAUUUUUAUGCUGGUAUUAUGGGAGGGAGGGAGGGCACAGUUUGAUGUGUAUAUUUCUUUCUAAUCAAGUGCAAUAGUUGGUGUAGAAGACCUUGUUCUGAGGAAAGGGAGUGGGUGAGGGGAAGGCAGGGAAGAACUCUGGCAUUUUACCACAGUCAGAUAAACAGUGAAUAGUUACUAUUUGUGGCUUCAGGAACUAAGGAAAGGACAGAAUUAACUUAAUAAAUAAUUAUAUAACUCAACGUUUAGAAAAUUCAAUUAAAAUACUUACAAAUAUUUAAAGAAUUUUUUAUAUGUCCUAAGUCUUUACACAGAGAAUCAGGAAGGACUGUGCUGGUUUGCAGUCACUGGAAAUGGAUCAGAUCAGGCACACCCAUGUUAUCUUAACCCAGCCCUACCUCAUCUCAAAUGGGAAGUGGAGUGGAAAAACCAAAACCAAACAAACAAGAGCCCAAACAAGACCAACAACUGGUUCUGAUCCUAAGAAUGCUGUGACUCUUCAUGGUGUUUUCUUGCCAUCUCUAUUAUAAUCUCCAUUCUUCUCUUCAGCUUGCACAACCAACUUCUGCAUUGGCCUCUUGAGAAAAUAGUUAGUUUAGCAUUUUGUUAAAUGGGUUCAGAAAGGUAGAUGUGCAAGAAAGGAAUACCAUGUGUUAAUAAUGUUUACAUUAGAAAAACUCCUUUUUCUAUUGCAUGAUUAUACAUUUAUAUAAUCCUCCCGUUGCUAUUUUAUGUCAUUGAAAUGCUACAUCAGGCAGCCUCAAGGACAGGCAGGAAAAAGGUUAGUAUUUUCCCUAUAACAAAGGAUGUUGGUGUGGUAAUUCACAUUCCCUUCACACCUGGGAAUGUGAAGGCUUCUGCUCCAAAGGCAUCCUGUUACAACUCUGGGAGAUAACCUCAGUGCAAAAUGAAGGUAGAAUCUAAAAUUUAUGUCUCUACAAAAGAUUGCUCGCUGUCUUGACAGAAUCUGACAGGGCCUAAAUUCUAAAUUUGGAACAGGAAGGUCUUUCACUUCCAUAUUGGCUUUAUAGGUGGCUGAGGACAUAGAAAAAGCUAUAAAGGCUGCAUAAUGUUAGUUAUGUAAAUUAAAACAACCUAAUUG
Molecule: messenger RNA, 4776 nt
Organism: Motacilla alba alba
Lineage: Eukaryota; Metazoa; Chordata; Aves; Passeriformes; Motacillidae
Gene: TMCC3
Product: transmembrane and coiled-coil domain family 3
Exons: 4
Coding region: 999-2321 (440 amino acids)
Cellular component (GO): endomembrane system
Source: RefSeq, a predicted model, not a curated record